GAAAGAGAAAGAGAGAGAGAAAGGGAGAAAGAAAGGGUAAGGAAGAAAGAAAGAAAGAAAGGAAAAGAAAGAAAGAGAUAGAAAACUGAUUAAGAUAUACAUUUAUGAUUUUUUAACCUUUUGGAUUAUAAGUUAAACUUGGCUGAAGGUUUUAGAAAAAACCUGGAAGUUACCUAGGCUGGGUAUUCUAGAGAUAAUGGAUUCUCCCAUAACUGAUCCAUAGAUUCAGUGAAAAUGCAGUCCAAAUCUGUUACAACCGAGUUUUUGGGAAACUUGAAAUUGCAUGCUAAUUUAUGCAGAAGGACAAAAGGCCUAAGACAUUCGGGGGUGGAGGUGGUGUGGUGUAGGGAGAGAGGAAGAAGAAAGGAAGGAAGGAAGGAGGAAAGGAAAGAACGGAAAGGAAAGGAAGGGAAGGGAAGGGAAGGGAAAGGAAAGCAAAGAAAAGGAAACGAAAAGUUAAGGAAAACACAAGGAAACAAUAUUAAUAUGGAAAUGCUGGCAGCAUUCCUUUUAAAAUCCGGAACAACCCAAAGAAGCCCAAUUUUGCUGUCGCUAUUAGAUCUUGUACUAAAUUUCCUAGCCAGCGCUGUUAAAAAACAAACAGCCAACCAACCAAAACAAGCAAACAAACAAACAAACAAACAAAAACCCCCAUAACUUCAAUUCUAUUUCUACUAUGCAUAAACUCACAGAUAAUCCCAGAACUCCUACUAUAGAGUUUGGCAUGUUGACAGACUUUAAGAUCAAGUUACGUUUUUAAAAGUUAAAGGCAUUUCUGUAAAUUCGAUCCAAAUAGAAAUUGUCCUUUUAAACAGACAUCGAGUACAAGAACAGCAACGAUCUACAGUAUCUUGGAAUAAAUACAAUAAAUGAUGUGCAAGAUCUAAAUAUACAAAAGAUGAAACUAAAAACUGAACUGAAAGAUUAAAACAUUAAGGACGCACAUAAGUGGAGACAUCCCAAGUUGGCGAACAGGAAGGCUGAGUAUUCUACAGAUAGUAGAUUCUCCCCCUAACUGAUCCAUAGAUUCAGUGAAAAUGCAAUCCAAAGCUGUUACGACUGAGUCUGGGGAGACUUGACAUUGCAUACUAAUUCGUGCGGAAGGACAAGAAGGCAAAGAAUGGCAAAGAAUAGCAAAGAUGUGUUUGGAGAUGAUGAACACCAUGCAGGGACUUGCCCUAGCAGAUGUCAAGAUGUAUUGCGAAGUGAAAAAAUUUAAGACAAUUUAGUAGUGGUACAGGAAUAGACACAUUUAUCUGUGGAACAUAACAGGGAGUUCAUAAACAGAGACACAGAAAUAUGGACGAAAGUGUCUCCAAGCAUUGUUCCCUGGGGGUUGCAAAGUCACCACUGAUUGGGAAUCCGCGGCAUGGAAAUAUGGAUCGAUCUUUAAUCACAUGCUGAAUUUUUAAAAGGUAAAUUACAAAAUACCAAGUACAUGAGUUAUAAAUGCAUGCACACCAAAUAUUUCACACCCAAAGGGAGACUAAUCUGGGAAACAAGCCCUGGGGAGCAUAAAGCUCAACGAUCACCUCACGAUUUCUUGACUGACCUAGUACAGGGAUCGGGAGAAGCUACCGGGAGGUGAUGGGGGCGUGGCCUCAGAACGUGAGCGUCAAGAGAUCUCGAGGUUCAUUGGUCGCCAGCCACAGCGGCGGGAGGUCGAAGGCAGCGCAAGAGCUCAUUGGCCUUUGUGGCAAGAGCGGGAAGGGAAGCAGAAGCUGGAUCUUCCCUCAGACCGUCUGACUGGUUCUGACUUGCCGGAGGCUGAGGCAACCACAGGCUGACAUCAGAAUUAGAGAACGCCUCAGGGUCUUGCCUGCUGUGAGUGCCUUGAAGAGGGAGCAGCGGGCACGAUCAAAGAGACACCUGGCUCAAGGACCAAUAAGGAGUAUGGCUGCCCCUCCCAAAGCUCCCAUCCGUGUCAGGAAUUUGACCAUCAGAGCAGGAGCCCUCACUGGGAAGGAGAAUAACAUGCUGCAGCCCGAGACCCACAUCUUCACAGCCCCCGAGGAGGGGAGCUCCCAAGGGGCUCUGCUGCUUGGCCAGGCCCCAGAACCUUUGUCUCUGCCCUGUACUCCAGUGACCUUGGAGCAGCAACUGGUUUCUCCUUCUGGGGAUCCCCACAGGGCCCCUGCCCUGCCCAGCAUAUGCUCAACUCUGAUCCUCCAGCCCUGUGCCACCCUUGACCCUCUUCUACUGCAGCCACAGGUCCCCAAAGUCUCUGACCAGGCUUUGGUUUCUGCCCACUCAGAGUGGCAGCGGAAGCUGGAGGCCGCUGAGGCUCUGCUGACUCUGAGAAACUCUGCCCAGGCCCCUCCUGACUCCAUCUCCCUGCACCAGCCUUGCAACCCACCAGCUCCUGCUGGAGAUAAAGGAUUCCAGCCUCCCAGCCCCUCUCUCCGCCCCAGGCCAGCCAGCUCCAUCUCGCUGCCUAUUGGACAUCUGGGAUGCAUCUCCCUCUUGAGCUAGGAACCCAGAGGAGGAGGCCUCAAUAGAGCACUGCCUAUUUGGUAUCCAGUUUCUGAAUGUGCAAAAUGGUUAACGUCCAAAACGCUUAACGUCUUUUUUUAAAGCCUUCAGGUGUUUUAUAAGCUUUUUAUUAUAUGGGGCAACUCCUUGGCUGAGGGUGGAUAUUCUUGUACCUCUGUCCCUUACUCUUUUGGAUGCUGGGGCCUUUUUCUGUCUCAUAAAGACAGGAUUGUGCAAUCUAAGUUGAUCAGUCUCUCAGUGGGGUUCUGUGUGAGUUCAUAUGCCAGAGUUUUUAUUCGUCUUGUGAUUGCUGACAUACCUGUGCACUCAUGUGUAUACCCCUGCAUGUGGAAACAUGAAGAUGUUUUCACUUUGUGUCUAGGUUUAUGUACGUGAACAAAUAAUAAACCGUUGUUGUUAUAA
Molecule: messenger RNA, 2895 nt
Organism: Pan troglodytes (chimpanzee)
Lineage: Eukaryota; Metazoa; Chordata; Mammalia; Primates; Hominidae
Gene: DMRTC1B
Product: DMRT like family C1B
Exons: 7
Coding region: 1894-2472 (192 amino acids)
Biological process (GO): regulation of DNA-templated transcription
Cellular component (GO): nucleus
Source: RefSeq, a predicted model, not a curated record